Messenger RNA from Oncorhynchus kisutch (coho salmon), 5044 nucleotides. RefSeq names its product transforming growth factor-beta receptor-associated protein 1. Gene Ontology annotation, biological process: autophagy; intracellular protein transport; vesicle-mediated transport. The record is from RefSeq and is a predicted model, not a curated record. NCBI's taxonomy places the organism in Eukaryota, Metazoa, Chordata, Actinopteri, Salmoniformes, Salmonidae. The transcript is spliced from 12 exons. Bases 112 to 2643 code for a protein of 843 amino acids. Gene Ontology annotation, cellular component: cytoplasm; membrane.
UGAGGUCAAACUACACUUCACAUGAGAAGGGAUUUCUAACAACACAAGAUCGAGGGUAUUCUAAUCUAAUAUCGAGAACAGCAUCGGCAUACAUCAACAAAUACAUUAGCAAUGAGUUUGAAAGCCUUCACUCAAGUGCAAGUCUAUGAAAAACUUCCCAACCCUAAAGAAAAAGACAAAUUCAGCAUCCAUAGCCUGGAGUGUUAUGACAGAAAUAUAUACAUUGGAACCAAAGACUCAUUGGUCCAACACCUUAUCCUACCCAGUAGCAGUGACAUGAAGGACUCCAGUCAAAGUCCUCGGGAGGGGAGGAUGAAACUGCUAGGCUCAAGCAGCCCAGUCACCCAAUUAAGGGUGAUACCAGUUCUCAAUCACCUUCUGGUUCUGUGGGAUCGUUCCGUUAGCGCCCUCAACAUGUUCUCCCUAGAACCCCUUCCUUUCCUGAAGCGGAUCCAACACGUGUCUUUCUUUGAGGUGUGUGAAUCGGCACUGUCAACCUCAUCGCAGUCUGUGUGUGUGGAGCUGGUGACAGCCUCUAGCAGGCGCAGAGUGGUCCAGAUCCAUGUUGUGGGGGUGGAGAGAUGGGAUUGUGUUAAAGAGGUGUCUCUACCCCAGGACCCUGUGGCCUUAGCUGUGGAUGAUAACACUUUGUGUGUGGCCACCAGUGACAGGUAUUUCCUCCACGACCACAAGAGUGGAAGCACCGUUGAUCUCUUCCCUCACAACCUGAGCAGGCAGAAUAUCAUUGUGAGCACCGCAGGAAAAGGGGAAUUCCUUUUAAAUGGCCCCGGCUCCUUGGGCAUGUUUGUCAUGAAGAAUGGCAUAUGCCAGCGGCCUCCAGUGCAGUGGCCUGAGGAGCUGUUGGCAGCGGUGGUGUGUUACCCUUACAUCCUGGCCCUGCAGCCUCAGGCUCUCUAUGUCUACAGUAUGGUGGAUCAGCAUCUCAAACAGACUGUGCCUCUGCUUAGGGCCAGGGGCCUACUCUCAACAACAGAGGGUGUGUACAUUUUUAUGGAGAGAGAGAUCCUCGGUUUGUCCCAUGUACCAUUUGAGGAGCAGAUCCAAACCCUGGUAAGGUAUGAGAGAGUGGAGGAGGCAUUGGGACUGCUUGGUGGAAUUCAAGCUCAUCUUCCACAGGUUUCUUACAAGGAGCUGCAUAAGGUCAUCACUUGCAUGGAUGGAUUCAUUAAAUUCUACCAGGGGUCUUUUUCAGAGGCCAAAGAACUUUUUAUAAAAGGGGAGUUGGACCCUAGAGAAAUCAUCAGCUUGUAUCCAGAGAUGGAACCUCUCUGUGAGACCUUUCAUUCCCAGCUGGUCAAAGUGAACAAUGCAAAGGAGCUCUUGGCACUACGGCAAGAGGACAGGACCACAUUUCAACAGUAUCUAGACUUCCUGGGCGAUUUCCUAAGGGUGGUUCGAGGGACGAAGCAGGGAGUUGAGUGCAGUGAGGAUAUCGAUACUGCACAACUGAGAAUGUACACAGAGCAAGGUGACAGAGUAGAGCUGGAUGCACUUGUGUCCUCUCCCAAUUCCUGCUCAAUCGACAAAUGUGUGCCUCUCCUUGAGCUGCACAAGAGAUUUUUCACACUUGGAUUACUCUACCAGAGUCAUGGUCACCAUAUCAAAGCAAUCCAGACUUGGGUGAAAAUUACUGAUGGGAAAUAUGAAGAGAGCUCAUGUUCAAAUGUGUAUGAGCACAUUGUGAGAACUCUCAGUCGACUAAAACAGAGAGAUGUCGUUUGGACGUUUGCAGAUUGGGCUCUCCAAAGAAACCAGGAGGUUGGAAUACAGAUUUUCACAAAAAGAGAUCCAGAAGACCAAGACACAUUUGCACAGGAGGAUGUCCUCACUUUUUUAAAGAAGUACUCUCUAGCUUUGAUGUUGUUCCUGGAAUUUCUGGUCCAUGAUUUGAAAAGCAAGGAGGAGAAGCAUCAUACCCUUUUGGCCACCGCAUAUGUCACCCAUAUACUCGGAGCCUUACAGAAUGGAAAGGGUACGGAUUCAGAUGGAGGAAUGACCAGAGAUAAACUGCAACAGUUGCUGUGGCAGUCUUCCCUCUAUGACACCAUGACAGUACAUGAGGCCAUCCAGCCGACAGUCCUGCACACCGAGCAGGCCAUCCUGCUCGGGAGAGCUGGUGACCACUAUCAGGCCCUACAGACCUUGGUCCACAAAGAGAGAGACCUCCAGGUUGCAGGGGCCUACUGCAGGAGGGCUGCUGGGUGGCAGGAAAGGGAACUGGAACACACCCUUUUCCUCACCCUGCUCCGGAUCUACCUGGGCUCCAAUGAGCUAGCGAGUGCGGCCGUGGACCUGUUGAAUGCCAACGCUGCUGCUUUUGACCUGGAUACAGUCCUCCAGGUUCUGCCGGAUUCCUGGUCUGUUCAGCUGGUCUCCCAGUUCCUAUUGGGGUCCCUUCGAGGGACUUUCCAUCAAAGACGAAUGGCAGGGGUAGAGAGGGGCCUGGCCCAGGUAGAACUCCUUAGACACAAGUACACUUGGGCCCAAGCCUCAAAAAGAAUGCUGAAAUUGGAUAAGGGUCUGGUGUGCAAUACCUGCCAGAAGGAUCUCACAGAGCCAGAGUUUGUGUGUAGUCUUAGGGGUGAGCUGGUUCACACUAACUGUGGAAGCUACACAGAGUAGCUUCCAUAAAUCCAAUGCAAGUAAAAAUGUUUCUAGUCCCGUACCACUUCAAACAUUCAACCUCCAGCUGCGUACCCUCUCUAGCACCAGGGUCAACGCACUCUCAAAUGUUGUUUUUUGCCAUCAUUGUAAGUCUGCCACACAAACACUAUACGAUACAUUUAUUAUACAUAAGAAUGAGUGUGACUUUUUGUCACAACCCGGCUCGUGGGAAGUGACAAAGAGCUCUUGAAGGACCAGGGCACAAAUAAUAAUUGAAUAAUACUCAAUCAUUUUCUUUCUUUAUUUAGCGAUCUUACAUAUAAAACCUUAUUUGUUCAUCAAAAAUGGUGAAGGGUGUGCAUGAAAGGAUGCACAUAACUCUGCAACCUUGGGUUAUAUUGGAGAGAGUCUCAGUCUUAUAUCCUUUUCCACACACAGUCUGUGCCUGUAUUUCGUUUUCAUUCUAACGAGGGCCGAGAAUCCACUCUCACAUAGGUACGUGAUUGCAAAGGGCAUCAGUGUCUUAACAGCACGAUUUGCCAAGGCAGGAUACUCCGAGUGCAGCCCAAUCCAGAAAUCUGGCAGUGGCUUCUGAUUAAAUUCUAUUUUUUUGCAAUUAUGAUGAGGCUCUCUUGUUCAGAUAUCGGUAAGUGGACCAGAGGCAGGGCAUGAAAGGGAUAACGAAUCCAGUUGUUUGUGUCAUCCGUUUUUGGAAAGUACUUGUGUAAUUGCGCACCCAGCUCACUCAGGUGCUUCGCUAUAUCACAUUUGACAUCGUCCGUAAGCUUGAGUUAAUUUGCACACAAACAAUCAUACAAUGACGGAAAAAGCUGUGUGUUGUCCUAGCUAAUGCAGACAAAAAGAGCUCCAACUUCUUAAUCAUAGCCUUGUCAUCACGCAAGCGGUCAGACAAGUGAAAAUUAUAGUCAGCGAAGAAAACUUUAAGCUUGUCCCUCAAUUUAAAAAAACAUGUCAAUUAUUUGCCCCUUGAUAACCAUCGCACUUCUGUAUGUUGUAAAAACACUGCCCAUAUAAUUUCAUGAUGCAGAAAAUAGACAAGAGUUCAGCGGCCUUGCUUUAACAAAGUUAAUAAUUUUCACUGUAGUGUCCAAAACGUUUUUCAAGCUGUCAGGCAUUCCCUUGGCAGCAAGAGCCUCUCGGUAGAUGCUACAGUGUACCCAAGUGGCUUCUGGAGCAACUGCUUUCACACGAGUUACCACUCCACUAUGUCUCCCUGUCAUGGCUUUUGCACCAUCAGUACAGAUACCAACACAUCUUGACCACCAAAGUCCAUUUGAUGUUACAAAGCUUUAAAAAUACUUUUAAAAUAUUCUCUUAUGUUGUCCCAGCUUCCAAUGGUUUGCAGAAGAGGAUGUCUUCCUUAAUUGACCCCCUAUAAACAUAACGGACAUAUACCAGGAACUCUGCCGGGCCCGCCAUGUCUGUUGACUCAUCCGCUGUAAUGCAUAGAAUUCACUGGCUUGUAUGCGAAGCAAUAAUUGUUUAAAAACAUCUCCUGCCAUUUCACUGAUGCGUUGUGAAACAGUGUUGUUUGAUAAAGUAAUUGUCUGUAUAGUUUUUUUGGCCCUUUCCACCAGCAUUGUCCCAGCCAUAUCUGUGGCAGCAGGAAGAAUUAAGUCCUCCACAAUAAUAUGGGUCUUGCCUGUCCUAGCCACUCGGUAGCUCACCAUAUAAGAUGCUUCUAGCCCCUUCUUAUUAAUGGUAUCUGUUGCUUUUAUACAUGUCUUACUACUUGGAAGUCAUCUUUAUUCUUGCUCAAGAAACUCUUGUGGCUUAUUUUUCAAAUUGUCAUGUUUCGUUUCUAAAUGUCUGCGCAAGAGUGAAGGUUUUCCGCGAGAGAGUAACAGUUGAUGUGAUUGGAUGUUAAUUAUUUGAAUAGGAUACCUGUAUUUGACAUUGUGUUGUUAUUUCCUUGAACAGUAGAUGGUUUAAUUUUAUUUUGGGCCGUGAAACGAGGCUACUCAGAUGAGAAAAAUACUCACCCAAAUGUAUAUCCCGUUGGAAAAUAUAAAUGUACUGUUUGAAAAUGUGUUUGAAAAUGUUUUUUUAAAUAUAUAUAUAUAAAAUGUAAAAUAUGAAUCACAUUUUUAUUUGGCUUACCCCCAACGGCAUUGCGCGUACCUACCCCAGUUCGGGAAUACCUGCUCUACACUGAUUGAAGUGGAUUUAACAGGUGACGUCAAUAAGGGAUAAAUGCUUUCACCUGGAUUCACCUGGUCAGUCUAUGUCAAGGAAAGAGCAGGUGUUUUUAAUGUUUUAUAUACUCAGUGUGUAAUAUUGCAUACUAACAGUGUCUGUGGACUCAGUGUAGUACUCCAAUUUAAGGACCAUUCACCAGACACAUUCCCCAAUUAGAAUAAUGUAAAUAAAAUGUUUAAAUAAACAAAUUAUACAAUAA